Miscanthus lutarioriparius is the source of this 552-nucleotide messenger RNA. NCBI's taxonomy places the organism in Eukaryota, Viridiplantae, Streptophyta, Magnoliopsida, Poales, Poaceae. The record is from the annotation of a GenBank genome assembly.
AUGGCGUUUCAACCGGAAGAAGCAGCGCCGCAAGAUCUGAAUCUGAACGACGACGUGGUCACCGAGAUCCUGCUCCGCCUCCCGUCCGCCGCCGUUCUCCGCUCCCGUGCCAUCUGCAGGGCGUGGCGCCGCAUCGCCAGCAGCCCAGCCUUCGCCGCCGCCCACGCCCGCCGCCGCCCGCUGGAGCUCAUCUUCCAACGCCACGGUCCGAGCGGCGCGCUCGAAAGCAUCCCGGCGGCCGCCCUUGACGAGCCUCAGCGCCGGUGCCUCGACGUUGAGUACCCCAAGGAAUCUUGCUGGCGAGGCUACUAUCUGAUCGCUUCCUGCGACGGGCUCCUGCUGUUCCAGCGAGGUCGCGGCGGCGGCAGCUACUACGGCCCCGAUCGUUUUGUUGAAAAGCUAUCACCCAAAAUACUAUUCUAUUGCCCGGUAACCUGGCAGUGGACGGCAGUGCUGCCUCGUCUCGCCGGCACCUUCACGCUGCCCUGCGGCUUCUACGUCCACGGGCCAUCCCGCGAGCACCGCCUGCUGUGCCUCACGAACGACCACUAG